This is a messenger RNA of Exaiptasia diaphana, 1131 nucleotides long. Its product is annotated as protein LIAT1. The coding region runs from base 49 to 570 and encodes 173 amino acids. The record is from RefSeq and is a predicted model, not a curated record. Lineage: Eukaryota; Metazoa; Cnidaria; Anthozoa; Actiniaria; Aiptasiidae. Gene Ontology annotation, biological process: protein arginylation. The transcript is spliced from 2 exons.
UCGCCAUGGCACCCGACAGUCACUAGAAUGAUUCCCUACCCUUAAAAAAUGCCUAACCAGGCAAAGAAAGUAACUUCUACAUCAACUACAGAUAAACAAACUAAAACAAAAAAGAAGAAAAAGAGCAGUUCAUCUCACAAAAUCAGAAGAGAAUCCGGCUCAGACUCCAAUGAAGGCGUGAAAAAGAAAUCCAAAUCCAGACGAGGACGAAUCUCAAGUGAUUCUGCUGGAUCUACAAGUCAAGAGUGUAGUCCUGCUUUAAGUGGCAGUAGUUCCAGUAAUGACAGAACAACAAGUAGCAGUAGUGGAGAAAAUAUUUCAGUUCUUUACCAAAGUGAAAAUUCUGAUUUAGACUGUGCUAAAGAAAGACUUAAUGGAGAAGAAAGUAAAACAAACACAACUAACUCUUUGACGACGAGAAAUGAAAGCCUUCGUUGGGACAAUGUUCGCAACAAUGAAGAUGAUGAAGAAGAAAGAUUACGGGUUUAUAAAAUCAAUAGAAGAAAAAGAUAUAUGGAGGUUUUUCAGAAGAAUGCUGAUGACCGUUCAAGUCAAUUCUAUGCCUCGUGAAUGGUAUCAUGACCAGUAAAUAGAAUUCGUGCUUUUUAGUGACGCUUUUCUACUAAUCUGGUAAUAAUUAAUUUGAGUUAAUGGUCAAUUGUUGCCGAAGUCUGAGGUACAUGUGACUCGUUAGAAUUAAGUUUUAGUGAUGGCAAAUUUGUCUUGAGCAGUAGCUACAGCUAUAUAGGAAACUGAAAAAGAUGUUCAAUAUAUUUUUAGAUUUCUUUGCUUUCAAUGCCAACAGCAGAUGUAAAUAUUUUGUACAGAACUGAUGACAAAGGUCGACAAAGGUCGUAUAGACGUGACGCGUUUGUCACUUUAUCAAGUUUCUAAAAUAGUAUCCCAUAAAAUAUCGAACUGUGUUUUUUUUGAAAAAAAAAGUUUGAAAACGUAACGUGAAUGGUAAAAAUGACAGAUUUUGUUUAACUUCUGUUAAAAUAAAUGCUAGAAAAGCUCUAAUAACUUGUCAGUGUAGGAACGUGGAUUCAUCAAUCAGAAACUGAACAAAUUUCAUGGAAUUGUCAAUGUUGCAAUUAAAUUUACGGAUUUACUCCGAUCUUUUUUGAGCGA